AUGGUAACCCCACGAAGUACCCAGAAACGCAAACGAAGGCAAGAAAAUAAUGAUGAAACGCAGAGAAAGAAACGCAAAACGACUAAAGAUCAAGAACACAUGAUGCAACAAGAAAAUCAAGAAUCUGCCACCGAACAACAUGUUCAAGAUCAGACACUACAAGUUCAAGAUCGGAUACAUGUGAAAGAACAGGAAGUUCAAGAACAGCAAGUUCAAGAACAGAUACAUGGGGCUGAACAGGAAGUUCAAGAUCGCGGCCGCAUACAACUGAACGAGGUGACAGACAAUGCAAUCUUAACGGAAACUACGCGGACAGCAAGCGAAAGGGAGAUGCUGUUAUCUGAAGUGAAAUCCCUGUUGUCUCACUUCAAAGAUACAAAGAAAGAGGAGGAAGAGGCGGAUUCCGGCAGGUGUUUUCAGAAGGCCAAGAACUGGGUGGACUUGAUAGGAGCACUUGUCAGGAUUGCUGAAAAAAUGUGUGAGUUGAUCAAAGCGAUUCAUGAUAUACGAGGUGCAAACUAG
This is a messenger RNA of Mercurialis annua (annual mercury), 522 nucleotides long. RefSeq lists its product as uncharacterized. Bases 1 to 522 code for a protein of 173 amino acids. The record is from RefSeq and is a predicted model, not a curated record. Lineage: Eukaryota; Viridiplantae; Streptophyta; Magnoliopsida; Malpighiales; Euphorbiaceae. The transcript has a single exon.